GCCGGCCCUAUCUUGCAAAAUCCCAGUCAACAUCUACUAAAUACAGAUGUAUUCGAUCUACUGUAGCCAUUAUUAAAUGGCGACUCGGCCUACAAGAAAUUGGGGUUUUUUUUCUUCAUUCCAGCAUCUCACAGUCUCAUCUAAACGAUUUAUUACUAUUUAUUUCAUUAUAUUGCGAUUAACCAUAUCAUCUACAGCAUCUAAGGCAGAAUGUCACCAUCUUUAGCCGAGCUGGAGGCCGCAGCAAGAGAUGUAAUUCGAAUCAUGAAGACCGUUCCCGGGUUAUCAGAGCAGCAUAUAGCCGUGAUUGGCGGGAUGGCUUUAUGGAAAUACUUGCCUAGGGGACGCUCUACCGAGGACGUUGAUUUUAUCAUAACCUUAGACGGACCGAAGAGUAUCAAGCCGAGACUACUGGCACUAAAUAACUCUCCAUUCGUUGAAUAUGCCCAGUGGUUUUAUUAUAAAACUCCCAACGACAGGCUGAUUCAAAUAGACUUCGUUGGACAUUUCCAGGCUGCCUAUUUCCCACCAACUGCCCAAAGGGUUAAGGAUAUUCCUGAGGGAACGAUUCCUUACAUCACGCCGAGCGACCUCAUAGUCUCUAAGAUAUUCUCAUGCGGCCUCCGUGGUGACCCCACUAAAAGUCGUCGCGACGCCGCUGACGCGGAAAACCUCCUGAAUGAAGUGACCAAGUCUCAUGGACCCCUGAUACUUGCACCUCAUCAGCUAAAUCCUGUUCAAGGAGGCUUGCCCGACGUCAUUCGACAAACUGAUAAAAACAGGGACUGGUGGAUGACAAGGCUCGGUCUUGUGACGCCCUCUAACAGUACUUCGGAAUCUGCUGGCCAAACCUCUGGUGGGGGUUCUUAUGGUGGUGGCUCAUCCCGUGGAUCGGGUGGGAGAGAAUCAAGGUACUCUUACUACUGAUGAGAUUGUUUAACGUUGCCAUGUAUUCACAUAAUCUUGAUCGAAUAGCGGAUAUUGCGCAUGUACAUUAC
Messenger RNA from Daldinia loculata, 998 nucleotides. RefSeq lists its product as uncharacterized. NCBI's taxonomy places the organism in Eukaryota, Fungi, Ascomycota, Sordariomycetes, Xylariales, Hypoxylaceae. The record is from RefSeq and is a predicted model, not a curated record. The transcript has 3 exons. Bases 211 to 927 code for a protein of 238 amino acids.